GUUUCCCUUUUCGUGUCGUCGCGUUGAUGAUAAAAUGCCGAGAUUCGACGAUUGCUUGUGCUUUUUCACGUGAUUUGUGCGGACCUGCGGGUGUGAUGCGCAGUGAUUUGUGGUGCUAGCUGGUCGUUCGUCGCGUCUGAGGUCGAAAACGUUUGUUGUUGUUGUGUGGGUGCCGAGAUCCGUUGGUGGUUUCCAUCCGUACUCCACAGUAGUUGGGGGAGCGUUAUCUCGUCGGGGCAGGCCUUGACACUGCGCCCUGAGCAAAGAGGAACGCUGCCAUGCCGCUGCUGUACUGCGUGGUCGCGCGAGGCAGCACAGUGCUGUCUCGUUACGCUAGCUGCGCGGGCAACUUCUCCGAGGUCACCGAACAGAUCCUGGGCAAGAUCUCGCCGGACGUCCCCAAGCUUACCUACUCCCAUGGAAGCUACUUGUUCCACUACAUCCUUGAAGAUGGCAUUACAUAUCUCACCAUUACUGAUGACGAAUUCGAAAGGGUCACAGCAUUCCAGUUCUUGGCGGACAUUCAAGGCAGGUUUCAAGCCAGCUAUGGCCGUCAAGCUCAUUCGGCUCUUGCCUAUGCGAUGAACAGCGAAUUCUCACGGGUACUGGCAAACCAAAUGAAACACUACUCGGGCAUUGGAAAGGACGCCGACAACAUAACCAAAGUUCAGGAGGAAAUUGACGAACUCAAGGGCAUCAUGGUGAAGAACAUCGAUACGGUAACAUCCAGAGGAGAAAGGCUGGAACUGUUGGUCAACAAAACGGAAGCCUUGUCAAGCACGUCGGUGACUUUCCGAAAGAGCAGCCGCAACCUCGCCCGAUCCAUGAUGAUCAAGAACAUCAAAAUAGCCAUCAUUAUUGCGGUCAUAGUUUUGGUGGUGAUCUACAUCAUCGUUUCGUCGGCGUGCGGCGGUCUAAGCUGGCCAAGCUGUGUGUGAGGGACGUCCUGGCUAUCGCGACACGCUCCUUGCAUGCAUUCGUGUUUGGCGUCGUUUGUCCCACACACGUCCCCCCCUCACAUGUUGUCGUUGUUUAUAUUCGGUUACAAACGUUUUGUGCAUGUAACGUUAGGCUAAUUGCGUCGCCCGCCGUCAAACGCACGACUGGCUGGGGUUGUUUGCAACGUCUCGGCUUCUGGCAAGCUGCGGGCGAAGAACGAUUGUACAGAGUGCUUUUUUUGCUCUUUCCCACCACUACCUUGUACGAUAUUUUCCACACGUGCUUCAACACAUACACACAGUAUGUACCUAUGUUAAUACAAACAGCGCAAGCGAUAACACGUUAUUACGCUUUAGCGGGAAUGAAAUUAUUUGCCGCUCAAUCCGUUGUUGGGGUUCACGUUUAAAUGCCUGCGCAAGCCUUUUCUGUUACUGCACGGAAAUACUAUUGUGUAAAUUUAAUGCCUCGUGUGACAACUUUGUGCAAUUUUUCGAUAGCUCGUGUGUGCAGUGUGCAGUACAGUAAUACUUUAGUCCAAUUUAUAUAAUUUUUUAAACGUUUACACUAGGUGCUUUUUUGGAUGCCGAAUGCCAGAAUAAAGUGAAUUGAGCUGCCUGCAUAGACUGAGUGCUUGACUGAAAUGCCAGAAAUAAAAAUGGUUCUGCACUGCGUGCAUUGUUGUACAUAGCGGGCUGGGAACAGCGAGUGUUUUUUUGUGCUGUAUAUUCAUGUGUUUUCAAGCAAGUAAUAAAUAUUAGCUCUU
Molecule: messenger RNA, 1702 nt
Organism: Rhipicephalus sanguineus (brown dog tick)
Lineage: Eukaryota; Metazoa; Arthropoda; Arachnida; Ixodida; Ixodidae
Gene: Vamp7
Product: vesicle-associated membrane protein 7
Exons: 9
Coding region: 279-938 (219 amino acids)
Biological process (GO): vesicle fusion; exocytosis
Cellular component (GO): membrane; SNARE complex
Molecular function (GO): SNARE binding; SNAP receptor activity
Source: RefSeq, a predicted model, not a curated record